Messenger RNA from Lasiosphaeria miniovina, 601 nucleotides. RefSeq names its product DASH complex subunit Dad2-domain-containing protein. Gene Ontology annotation, biological process: attachment of spindle microtubules to kinetochore; mitotic cell cycle. The record is from RefSeq and is a predicted model, not a curated record. The annotation marks the transcript as partial. The transcript is spliced from 2 exons. Lineage: Eukaryota; Fungi; Ascomycota; Sordariomycetes; Sordariales; Lasiosphaeriaceae. Gene Ontology annotation, cellular component: mitotic spindle; mitotic spindle midzone; mitotic spindle pole body.
GCACGUCAGAGGCGGGCGUAGGUAGCUAUUUCGGCUUGACUUUGAGGCUAGCUGGCUGUGGCUGUCUGUCAAACCGUCGACAACGACAGAGAUCACUUCUGUUACAUAUGUAAUCGGCGGCAUUUCAUCCCCUCAACUACGGCACCUAUCUACACUCUAUCUUGGGCAAUGCAGCGCAUUGACCGCGCAUAGUUCUAGUCUACCAUCUGGAAACCGAUACCGAUACCGCAUUCACCAUGUCCGCCUUCCCGACCAGAUCGUUCUCGUCACACAUGCGACAGCCGUCGUUGGCUGCCGCCAGUACAGCGUCCACCGGCCAGCCCACCGCCCUAGCCGCACGCGUCAGCGAGAAAAAGGCCGAGCUCGAGAAUCUCAAGGAACUGCGCAAUCUCAGCGCCGCCCUGGCCUCGCAAAUGGAAGCGCUUGAGCAGAAGCUGGCCACCCUCUCUGAUGGGACUGAAGCCAUUGCCCUGGUUCUCAGCAACUGGCAUAACGUGCUGAGGGCGAUUAACAUGGCAUCGGGUACCUCUCCCCUGCCCUGGAUCUUAAACUAGAAUAUCUAGUCUCUAACAGCUGCAGCGAAACUCCCAAAGCCCAGCAC